Messenger RNA from Hemiscyllium ocellatum (epaulette shark), 2019 nucleotides. Its product is annotated as adenosine receptor A1-like. Bases 192 to 1214 code for a protein of 340 amino acids. The record is from RefSeq and is a predicted model, not a curated record. Gene Ontology annotation, molecular function: G protein-coupled adenosine receptor activity. The transcript has 2 exons. NCBI's taxonomy places the organism in Eukaryota, Metazoa, Chordata, Chondrichthyes, Orectolobiformes, Hemiscylliidae. Gene Ontology annotation, cellular component: dendrite; synapse; membrane. Gene Ontology annotation, biological process: G protein-coupled adenosine receptor signaling pathway.
GACACAGAGACUCUGUGGGAUCUCCCUGUGCUCAGUGUGGAGCUGACAGUCACUCAGUGAAACAGGAACAGCCUCCAGUGCCAUUCUGAGGAGAGAGAGAGGUGGAAGUCUAUCCAGCGGCUGGCCAGAUGCAGUGAGCUGAAUCCUCCCAGGGAAGGGGCUGAGGGAGCACCUCUCCCCUCCGACUCAGGAUGUCUGCUCCCGGGGAGGGUGAAGCGGUCAGCAUCACCCCUUCCCUGGUCAUCUACAUCGGUGUGGAGGUGCUGAUCGCUGUGGCCUCGGUGCUGGGCAAUGUGCUGGUCUGUUGGGCAGUCAAGAUCAACCGGGCUCUCAGGGACACCACCUUCUGCUUCAUCGUCUCCCUGGCUCUCGCUGAUAUCGCCGUGGGCUCCCUGGUCAUUCCUUUGGCCAUUACCAUCAGCAUCGGGCUGCACACCCACUUCUACAGCUGCCUGCUCUUCGCCUGCACCGUGCUGGUUCUCACCCAGAGCUCCAUCCUUGCGCUUCUCGCCAUCGCCAUCGACCGCUACCUCCGCGUCAGGAUCCCAACCAGUUAUAAGAGAACAGUUACGCAGAAGAGAGCUGGGACUGCUGUGGUUCUGUGCUGGGUUAUAUCUAUAAUUGUUGGCAUGAUCCCAAUGUUUGGAUGGAACAAUUACACUGAAGCUACUCGAGAUGGGGUGAACUCGAGUCUCGUGAACAGCGUGAUUGUGUGCCAGUUUGAGACAGUAAUCAGCAUGGACUACAUGGUCUACUUCAACUUUUUCGGAUGGGUGCUCCCACCACUUGUGUUGAUCUUUGUUAUCUACGUGGAAAUAUUUAAUCUCAUCCGAAAGCACCUGAAUCAAAAGGCAGUGUCAAUCAACAAUUCUGAUCCAAGCAGGUACUUUGGAAAGGAAUUGAAACUCGCCAAGUCGCUGGCUCUAGUGUUGCUUUUGUUUGCAAUAUGUUGGCUUCCUCUACAUAUCAUCAACUGCAUCACACUGUUCUGUCCUUCAUGCAACAAACCAAUUAUAGUGAUGUACAUUGCCAUCUUUCUAACCCAUGCAAACUCUGCUGUAAACCCCAUAGUAUAUGCCUUCAGGAUAAAUAAGUUCCGAGUGACUUUUCUCCAGAUUUGGAGCCAGUACAUUUGGUGUAACAAAAAUCACAAUGCAAAUAAUUUAAGCAGAGAACAGUUAAGGGCUAUACGUGAACAGAAAAGUAUUAUGUAAUUUACUUCUUAACCUGAUGCAAUUGGCCUGGAUAAUAAAGUGUAAAAUCAUGAGCGAAGCUGAUCUUGAUACUUUGCUGCUGAGCUCAUUAAUGAUUCAAAUGUUGUGUAUCAUUAUGGUGACAGUUCAAAGUGAAUCCUCAGCUGCCACCUGACACCCUAGCAAAAAAAUAUUUUAUUUCAGGAGAAGCUGGCAAAGUCUUUAAGUCCUCAUUUCUCGACUGUCUGCCCUGUGUUUUCUCUCCUUAUCAUGUUUACAUAUUCUCAGAUUUUAACAAAGACACUAAAUCAGAAGCAGGGUGACCUUGAGGUGAGAUACCUGGCUGCCAGAGAGCAGAGGAUCAGAAAGUUUUCAGGUGACUCUCAAUGGACAGAGUCUUUCUCUCCCAAGAUUUGACUUCAAAGAUCCCACCUAAAAGGAAAGGAUUUCAAAGUUCCCAGAUAAAUGACUCCUUGACAUAGUAACAUCACUGCUCAAGUGCCAAGAUGGAAUAUUCCAUGUAGACAGCAAACUGUCACUGAAGGACUCAAUCAUUUUAACAUGCUGGGAUUAUUUCAGAUCAAGACACCGAUGUACUUAAAUGGACAAGAUUAAAACUGCUGCUUAAGACCAUCACCGUGCAUCAUCUUACAGAAUGUGGUGACCUGACAAUAUGCUUUACCAGCAAAUGGAUUUUAUAAAAUUGUGAGUGUACUUUUGCUGAUAUCAGUGGUUCAUUUCACUGUAUUACUCUGUAAAAUAUAGCCAGCAGGCCUUACAUUUAGACUAAGAUUAUUGAUGUGGUAUUUUAAUUAACAUUUUAAUC